AUGAAUGUCAAAUCAGGAUGUCAUGGUUUGUUUGUUGAUAUCAAUGAUACUCUUUAUUGUUCGAUGAAACAUUCUCAUCAAGUAGUGAAAAGAUCAUUAAAUGAUUCUGUGAUGAAUUCAAAUCGUGUUGCUGCUGGAACAGGUAAUUUUGGAUCAGCCUCGAAUGAACUCAGAAGCCCUCUUGGAAUUUUUAUCGAUAUAAAUUUGAAUUUAUAUAUGGCUGAUUAUGAAAAUCAUCGAGUUCAGUUAUUCCAGUCAGAAGAAUCAAAUGGCAUCACAGUAGCUGGAAGUAAAUCACUAAAUCCAACAAUUAAACUUAACUGUCCAAGUGGAAUUAUAUUAGAUGCUGAGAAAUAUUUAUUCAUUGUGGAUACUGGCAAUAAUCGCAUUGUUGGUUCGGGCUUGUAUGGUUUUCGAUGUUUAGUUGGGUGUUAUGGACGAGGUUCACAAUCCAAUCAGUUGGAUAAUCCAGUUAGUUUGAGUUUCGAUCAUUCCGGAAACAUGUUUGUUACUGAUCUAGUAAACUCUCGAAUUCAAAAAUUUUUAUUGAUGAAAGAUUCUUUUGCUCUUUCAUUCAAUCAACCAAAGUUUUGUUCAAAAGCCAAGUGGUUUUCCAAUGGAACUAUCUUUGCUAAUCGAUCAAUUGUUGGUGAAGAUCCUAGCGCCAUUUUUGCGAGUACAAACAACACAAUUUAUAUUGCUAAUCGAGAGAAUAACACAAUUCUAAUAUGGCAUGAAGAGAGUGUCAAUCCAACAAAGAUCAUUCACGGUAAUUUUACAGCACCCACUUCUCUCUUCGUUACACCAAAUGAUGAUAUUUAUAUUGAUGAUGGUGAGAAGAAUGGUCAAGUGCAGAAAUGGGCAACAAAAACAAAUACCUUUACCACGGUGAUGAAUGUCAACUCAUCAUGUAAUGGUUUGUUUGUCGAUAUCAAUGAUACUCUUUACUGUUCGAUGUCUGAUCAUCAUCAAGUAGUGAAAAGAUCAUUACGUGAUUCUGUGAUAGCUUCAAAUCGUGUUGCUGCUGGAACAGGUAGUACAGGGGCAGGCUUGAAUCAACUCAAUGGUCCUCGUGGAAUUUUCGUGGAUGUGAAUUUGGACUUAUAUGUGGCAGAUUGUUAUAAUAGUCGAGUUCAGUUGUUCCAGUCAGGACAGUCAAAUGGCAUCGUAGUAGCUGGAGGUGGAUCAUGGCCUCCAACAAUUACACUUUUUUGUCCCAGUGGAAUUAUAUUAGAUGCUGAGAAAUAUUUAUUCAUUGUGGAUUACAACAAUCAUCGAAUUAUUGGUUCAGGCUUGAAUGGUUUUCGAUGUUUAGUUGGAUGUUAUGCAAAGGACCCAGAAUCCAAUCAAUUGAACUAUCCAUCUAGUUUUGGUUUUGAUCGCUCUGGAAACAUGCUUGUUACUGAUUUAUUUAAUGAUCGAAUUCAACAAUUUAAUUUUGUAAAAAAAUCUUGUGUGAAGGUGAUCGAAACUGGUUACUACACUUUUCGUAGUAGUGGUAACAUCGAUUCAUAUGGAUCUAUUUACAAAAACAAGUUUAAUCCACUUGAUCCAUCCGAUAACUUACUUAAAACAGAUGACGAUGAUGGUUCCGAUAUUCAGUUCAAACUUGAUGUUCAUCUUGAUGCUCACAUGUUAUAUGUAUUGGUUAUGACAACAUAUGAAUCAAAAGAAACUGGAGAAUUUUCGAUCAUUGUGGCGGGUAAAAAGAAAGUUAUUCUCGAGCGUCUUAGUACUCCAGUAAAUAUUCAAUUAGUGUAUUCGUCAAAAUUAACUGAUGAUAAUCCAAGAUAUUAUCGUGAUUGUCAAGUACCGCAAUGUCAUUAUGAAACAUUACAAAUUCAUGUCAAUACAACGGGUUUGUAUGUUCUUUGGAGUAAAAGUAAUAUUAAUACAUAUGGAUAUAUCUACAAAAAUGAUUUCAAUCCUCUAAAACCAUCUGAAAAUUUACUCCUGUCACAUGAUGGUGAAUGUAAUGAUGGACACUUCAAAUUAAUCAUCGAUCUCACGAUCAACACUCGAUACAUAUUAGUUGUGACAACACAAAAACCUAAGAUAAUUGGGGACUUUUCUGUUUUUAUUUCUGGACCAGCCAAUGUCAGUCUUAGUCCUUUUAGUCCAGAACUAAGUAGUUGUGUCAUCGGUGAUCAGUGUAACUUUUAUCUCAAAGGAAUUGGUUUGACUCUUGAUGAUAUUUUACGCGAUGAACUUAUACCGAACACAGUGUUGAAUAAUCAAUCAUUUUCGAUUAAAUUAAGUGCAGGCUUAACAAUAAUUAUGUUUGUUGCAGGAUUAAUCAAUAGUAUUCUUUCUUUUAUUACAUUUCAACAUAAAGAUUCUCAACAGGUUGGAUGUGGAAUGUAUCUAUUGGCAUCAUCGAUUACUUCUCUUUUGGCAAUUAGUAUGUUCAUAAUUAAGUUUUGGUUUGUUGUUCUUACUCAUAUCAAUGCGUCCACUAGUCUCUCUAUUCUUCGUGGAGGAUGUUCAUCUAUUGAACCAAUUCUAAAACUUUUUCUCUACUUAGAUGGUUGGCUUAAUGCUUGUGUAGCAGUUGAACGAGCAGUACUUAUUUUUAAAGGAGUAAAAUUUGAUAAAAAAAAGAGCAAAUCUAUUGCUCGACGAACAAUUAUUAUUUUACCAUUCUGUAUUUUUGGUACUCUUAUUCACGAGUUUGUAUAUCGUCAACUGUUCGUCUAUGAAACAGGACUGGAUAAGAUAAAUACUAAUAAGACAAGUGUAGACACAAUCAAGCGACAUGUAUCAUGUAUCACUCGUUAUUCUCCUUCAGUCCAAGAUUACAAUACAGCCGUUCUUUUUUUUUAUCUUGUUGGUCCAUUUAUUGUCAAUCUUUGCUCUGCGUUGUUCAUUAUCUUUGGAGGUGCUCAACAACGAUCAAUGGCACGAACUAAUCAAAAUUUUAAAGAACAUGUUCAAGAACAAUUUCGUGAACAUAAACAAUUGAUCAUUAGUCCAAUAGUUUUACUUAUUCUAUCAAUACCUCGUCUCAUCAUUUCACUACUUCCUGGUUGUGUGAAAACAUCUGAAAACUUGUGGUUGUAUCUUGGACCAUAUUUCAUUUCACUUACUCCUUCGAUGCUAAUUUUUCUUAUCUUUGUCUUUCCUUCAGAAUUGUAUAUGAAAGCGUUUAAACAGUCAUUCAUUCGUAUUCGAAGACGCACUCCUUCUUAA
Molecule: messenger RNA, 3189 nt
Organism: Adineta steineri
Lineage: Eukaryota; Metazoa; Rotifera; Eurotatoria; Adinetida; Adinetidae
Source: the annotation of a GenBank genome assembly